GUGGCGCCGCUGCCCUGGCAGAGUUCGCCACUCCUUCGUCGAGGCAGGACGUGCGCCCGAGCCCCGCCAAACCGAGGCCACCCGGAGCCUUGCCCAGCCCACGCCAGCCGUGCCCAGCGGCCUUGAGACCCAGACAGCCUCUGCCUUCUUCCCCCUUCCACCCGGAGUCGCGCUCCGCGCCCCCUCACGGCAGCCCCUGCGUCUCCGGGACCUUCGCGCGCCGCCGCCGAAUCGCUCCUGCAGCAAAGCCAACAUGCCCAUCACUCGGAUGCGCAUGAGACCCUGGCUAGAGAUGCAGAUUAAUUCCAACCAAAUCCCGGGGCUCAUCUGGAUUAAUAAAGAGGAGAUGAUCUUCCAGAUCCCAUGGAAGCAUGCUGCCAAGCAUGGCUGGGACAUCAACAAGGAUGCCUGUUUGUUCCGGAGCUGGGCCAUUCACACAGGCCGAUACAAAGCAGGGGAAAAGGAACCAGAUCCCAAGACGUGGAAGGCCAACUUUCGCUGUGCCAUGAACUCCCUGCCAGAUAUUGAGGAGGUGAAGGACCAGAGCAGGAACAAGGGCAGCUCAGCUGUGCGAGUGUACCGGAUGCUUCCACCUCUCACCAAGAACCAGAGAAAAGAAAGAAAGUCAAAGUCCAGCCGAGAUGCUAAGAGCAAGGCCAAGAGGAAGUCAUGUGGGGAUUCCAGCCCUGAUACCUUCUCUGAUGGACUCAGCAGCUCCACUCUGCCUGAUGACCACAGCAGCUACACAGCUCCGGGCUACAUGCAGGACUUGGAGGUGGAGCGGGCCCUGACUCCAGCACUGUCGCCGUGUGCUGUCAGCAGCACUCUCCCCGACUGGCACAUCCCAGUGGAAGUUGUGCCGGACAGCACCAGUGAUCUGUACAACUUCCAGGUGUCACCCAUGCCCUCCACCUCUGAAGCUGCAACAGAUGAGGAUGAGGAAGGGAAAUUACCUGAGGACAUCAUGAAGCUCUUGGAGCAGUCGGAGUGGCAGCCAACAAACGUGGACGGGAAGGGGUACCUACUCAAUGAACCUGGAGUCCAGCCCACCUCUGUCUAUGGAGACUUUAGCUGUAAGGAGGAGCCAGAAAUUGACAGCCCAGGGGGUGAUAUUGGGCUGAGUCUACAGCGCGUCUUCACAGAUCUGAAGAACAUGGAUGCCACCUGGCUGGACAGCCUGCUGACCCCAGUCCGGUUGCCCUCCAUCCAGGCCAUUCCCUGUGCACCGUAGCAGGGCCCCUGGGCCCUUCUUAGUCCUCUAGGCAAGCAGGACCUGGCAUCCUGGUGGAUAUGGUGCAGAGAAGCUGGACUUCUGUGGGCCCCUCAACAGCCAACUGUGACCCCACUGCCAAGUGGCGAUAGGGCCUCCCCUCUUGGGUCAUUGGCCUCUCAGGGCCUGGCAGGCCAGUUGUCUGGGUUUUUCUUGUGGGGUAAAGCUGGUCCUGCCUCCUGGGAACAUGAGGUUCUGAGACCGGUGUGUCAGGUCAGGGACUUGGACUGGAGUCAGUGUCUGGCUUUUUCCUCUGAGCCCAGCUGCCUGGAGAGGGUCUUGCUGUCACUGGCUGGCCCCUAGGGGAACAGACUAGUGACCCCAGAAAAGCAUAACACCAAUCCCAGGGCUGGCUCUGCACUAACAGACAAUUGCACUAAAUGAAUCUUGUUCCCAAAGAACCACCCCCUUUUCAGCUGAGCCCUGGGGACUGUUCCAAAGCCAGUGAAAUGUGAAGGAAAGUGGGGUCCUUCGGGGAGAUGCUCCUUCAGCCUCAGAGGAGCUCUACCCUGCUGCCUACUUUGACUGAGGGGCUUGGGAAAAAAACUUGGCACUUUUUCUUGUGGAUCUUGCCACAUUUCUGAUCAGAGGUGUACACUAACGUUUCCCCCGAGUUCUUGGUCUUUGCAUUUAUUUAUACAGUGCCUUGCUCGGCGCCCACCACCCCCUCAAGCCCCAGCAGCUCUCAACAGGCCCAGGGAGGGAAAUGUGAGCGCCUUGGUUUGACUUAAAAUUGGAAUGUCAUCUAACCAUUAAGUCAUGUGUGAACACAUAAGAACAUGUGUAAAUAUGUACAUGUCUUUUUAUAAAAAGUAAAUUGUUUAUAAGGGGUGUGGCCUUUUUAGAGAGAAA
This is a messenger RNA of Mandrillus leucophaeus (drill), 2122 nucleotides long. It is a transcript of the gene IRF1, whose product is annotated as interferon regulatory factor 1. The coding region runs from base 254 to 1231 and encodes 325 amino acids. Gene Ontology annotation, molecular function: RNA polymerase II cis-regulatory region sequence-specific DNA binding; DNA-binding transcription factor activity, RNA polymerase II-specific. Gene Ontology annotation, biological process: regulation of transcription by RNA polymerase II; immune system process. The record is from RefSeq and is a predicted model, not a curated record. The transcript has 10 exons. Lineage: Eukaryota; Metazoa; Chordata; Mammalia; Primates; Cercopithecidae. Gene Ontology annotation, cellular component: nucleus.